Ixodes scapularis (black-legged tick) is the source of this 4557-nucleotide messenger RNA. RefSeq names its product ribosomal protein S6 kinase delta-1. Gene Ontology annotation, biological process: protein phosphorylation. The transcript is spliced from 15 exons. NCBI's taxonomy places the organism in Eukaryota, Metazoa, Arthropoda, Arachnida, Ixodida, Ixodidae. The record is from RefSeq and is a predicted model, not a curated record. Bases 485 to 3421 code for a protein of 978 amino acids. Gene Ontology annotation, molecular function: phosphatidylinositol binding; ATP binding; protein kinase activity.
UUGGUUUUAUUUGUAAAACAGCGAUAAAUUGUAGUUUCACGCCUUGGUUUUACAGUUCUAUGAGUUGCGUCUCAAAGUGGACGUUAACUUCUUUAAGGAAUUAAAGUAUAAAAGUAUAAAGUCAGACCAAUACUGAAAUAGACGAAGACGAAGUUAAGUAUUCAAUCCAAUCCAAUCCGUGACUAGCGAUUUCCUUGUUUUGUUGCUUUUCUGUGGUGGAAGCUCAUCGACUCGCAAGCUACUGUAAUUUUUUUCGAAUAGACUAGAUUUUUCUGUGUUUGUCGACUCCUCCAAGAAUUAAGCCGAAAUCUCUAAGCUUUUCGGUAAAUUUCUACGUUGUGAGCACAAAGGCAAGCAAACAGCGGAACCCUGUAGCCGCGUGAGAACGGUCGAGCGUCGAGCGGUUGUGUGAUCAUGUCAGCAGCAUCUUUACUUAGCGCACAUUGACGCACAUUGAUCCGUUCUAUGCGUGCUUUGGAGUGACAUGUCAAGGUUCCCAGACCAUAACGAUUGGGUCAGAAGCUUUUACGUAUCCAACCCAACGCUCCACAAGAAGGGAUACACCGUCUACAAAGUUGUCUCAAAGGUUUUCCCGAAAAAUUCAGUGGAAGCUGCAUCGCAGGUGAUUGUGUGGAAAAGAUACAGCGACUUCAGCAAGCUCUACAAGGCUCUCCUACUGAUUUACCAAGGCCUUCACCUAAAGGGAAACUUUCCGAAGUUUGCAAAAGCCCAAUUUUUUGGUCGUUUUGAAGAGGAUGUGGUCGAAGAGCGCCGUCAGUCUGCACUGCACCUCCUGGAGUUUGCUGCCAAGUACCCCGUCCUGUUCAACAGCCAAGUCUUUGUCAAGUUCUUUGAGCGGAGCGAGGAGGUGAACGAUGAGCCUGAACAAGAGAUGUCUGGCCUGGACCCUCCACUGCUGGCACCUCCGGCAAAGUCACCCUCCAAGUUCAAUGGCGUUCCUGCAGAAGCCUACACCAAGUUGCCAGAGGUGUCCUCAAUGGGAGCAGGGGACUCGCUGUCGGAACGUCCCGUCUCCCACCGGAUCAUGGCGUUGGACCAGCUGAGUCUGGAUUCUCGGACUACGGAGGAAGAAACGGACGCGUCUGUUAGGUCCACGACGACGGAGGGAGAGGACGAUAACGUUUGCAACGCCAUGCGGCCACCAAGAGGCUUCUUUUUUUCGGACCUUGCCAUGUUUGAUCCAAUUCUGCAGUCGCAGGGGAGUGAGAAAGAUGACUGCCCGUCCCUGAGCAAUGCCUGGAUCCUGUCGGCCGCCGGAGUGUGCGCUAACCUCGCUGAGGAAGCCUGCUCUCCUCCGGGCUGUGCCUUCAGCUUCCCGAAGCCCUUUCAGGACCUGAGUCCCAACGACGACGACGACGAGUGGCUGCGGCUGCAGGAAGAUUUCAGCGACUGCCAGGAUGCCGACGGAGCGACUCGGGAGACGAGGAGAGGGGAGGACGGGGUGGACGCGGAGGCAAACUCUUCAGAGGGGGCAUCCCCGGGCACCCCGGUGUCCCCCCUGGACGUGGGGGACGCGGCGUACCUGCAGGCGGCGGCCAACUGGGCUUCCCGGGCCCACUCGAGCGAGGCCCAAGGCGAUUUCCUGGGAGCCUUCACCCACUACAAGGCGGCCGUGGGCGCCCUGUUGGAGGGGGUGCAGGGGGACAGGAAUGCCAGACGCAGGGACGCGGUGCGACGCAAGACCGCGCAGUACCUGGCCCGGGCGGAGCACAUCUACGAGUCGCAGCUGUCUCGGCAGAUGGGCGGCGAGCGACGGUGGUCCCUGAGCGCGGCGCCUGUGCCCCAGCCAGCCUUGCCCCUUGGCGCGCCUUCGGGGGCCCCGCUGGGCGGCCGCCCGCUUCCGUUUCUGGGGUCUUCCCUGAGGGGCUCCGUCCGGGAACUGGCCAGGUACAAGGUCAUCGGGAUCGUCGGGAACGUGCUGCUGGCCCUGGACACCGAGCACAACACCACCGUCGUCAUCAAGGUGUUGCACAAGAGCCCAAGCGGUCCGGCCACCCCCGUGCCGAGCGUGGUCCCGCAGGAGGUUCCACACAUGGUAAAUCUACUCCGGGUGUACGAGACAGAGAGCGCCCUUUUCCUGGUGCUCGAGUACGCCACGGGCGGACGCCUCUGGGACUACCUGGGCAACUACGUGCGCCGGCACGAGCUCGAGCCCGCGGAGCCCUCUCCCUCCCGUCCCUCCGGCAACGAGGCCGCCGGUGCCUCGCCCCGUCGGGGACGGUCCCCCUGCCCUCCGUCCCGACUCGCUGAAGAAAAGCCAACCCUGCCACUGCCCUCCGACUGUGAUAUCGCAAACUGUGAUACCCAAUGGUCCCUACCGGCUACGCCCGCUCGCGACCAAAGUUCCGUGGACAAAGGGCGGGCGUCGUUGGAUGAUGCCUUGCCAUGCGAAUGUAGAAGCCCUAAUCAGCUUCUGGUUGACGCAUCCACGGGGCCCUCAGCAAGCUUGUCCAAAACUGUACCUGUUCCAGAGGGGUCGGCCACAGCAGUAGACGAUAAAACUUUCUCGCCGUCAAUCUCAGAACGAGAAUCUUCGCUUCUCGACUGGUCUUUGAAAGCCAUGACCGUCUCCGACGAGAGAUCGUUGCCACAGGAAAAAAGAAAGGAUCUUCUGCAAGCUGAAGACAGUGCGAGUGGACAGCCAACAAUGCACUUAGCAGACAACGCUUGUUGUUCGGUGCAAAACGUGCACAGUAAAAGAUUACUUUCGUGCAAACCGGAAAGGAUGUCGGGCAUUUUAGGAGAGAGGUUGCCAGAUGAGGAGAGCAAGUGCGACGGGGAAGACAGGUGGCCGUCGGCAGACAACGAACCUGUGGAGCGUCGUUUGUCGUACCGGGCGGCGGAAGCGUUCCGCCACCUGGACGGCAUGGCCAGGAAGAUGGCUCCCCCGCGCCGCCUGCCCGAGGCGUGUGUCCGGCAGUGGGCGGCCGAGAUGGCCCUGGCACUGUGCCACCUCCAUCGGCUUGGGGUGGUGCGGCAGGAUUUGUGCCCCCACGACGUACUCCUGGCAGACGGCGGUCACAUCGUCCUGACCUACUGCUGUCAGUUCAACUGCGUAGAUCGCACUCCGAGCCAGUUUUCCAGAGAGAACCAGUAUUCCGCCCCCGAGAUUGACCAGCUUGGUCCAGUGACCCCUGCCUGUGAUUGGUGGAGCUUUGGGGCCAUUUUAUACGAGUUGUUUGUAGGAGCGCCCCUGGUCGUGUGCCACCCCGGCGGAGUGACAUCAACCACGAGGCUCAGCAUACCCUCCCACGUCUCCGUCGAAGCAGCAGACCUGCUCGAAAAGCUCUUGGCAUACCACCCUCACCAACGCCUGGGCCAUGGCCCCACGGGGUCCGAAGACAUCCGGUGCCAUCCAUUCUUUGCCCCGGUGAACUGGGCGCACAUGGCGUCCAGGUGAACCCAUACCCACGCCACCCUCCAUCAUCAUUUCAUGCCAGCCCCUCAUUCCACGUGCAUCUCUUCCCUGCCGGCAAGCCGAGAGAAGCUAAAGUAUUUUAAAGCGUGCUUCGCAUCGCUACAUCGUCCUCGGCGGCGGGCAGAAGCCGACAUACCAAUAUUCUCACUUCGGCGCGAGCGCAACUGGAUUUUACUUUUUCGCGGAGUAGGGUUUGCCCGGAAGCGGCGAAAGGUGUCAUCUGUAAUCGUUUGGUGUGGGGCUAGCGCAAAGGUUGUCACGCCUGUCGUUCUCUGCGAACUGGAAACGGGUUGAUGCGAGUGCUUAAUUGCAGUGGUCACGGCUUUGUUUAGUGUGUUGCAGCGAAUGUGCCAAGUGACUAGAGGAGUCCACAUUCAGUAUGAACUCUCUCACUGUGAGAAGUGAACACAUUGAGGCAAUUGGGCCAGUGGUCUCCAUUUUCCUUUGGUACACCUUCCAGAGUAAGCACCACCACUUCGAAAGUGACGAUUACAAAAGUUAGAUCUGGAAGGCAACUACCUCAUAGUGUGGUCUCACUACGCUCUUAUUCUCUCAAUCUCUGAACCUGAGUCAUGUUUAUUUUUUUUACUUCAGUUUGCAAUAAGUAGUUCUAAAAUCCAAUUUGGCAGUCUUCUUUAUUUCUUUCUCUUUCUCACAAGGAUUAUUUUCCUAGUCAAAGUGAAAAAGAUAUAAGACACUCUGUGCUCGUGUUACAAUAAUAUCACCUCGAUAUCUCGAGAUGUGAUUUGAGCAAGGCGAGGUUAAAUAGUCAAAUAGCAGUUACUGUGUAGGUAGCUCUGUUUGUAGCGCUCUAAAAUUGCAGUAUAUUUUGUUUUAUCAGCAAUGCUUCAAUGGCUAGGCUGUUUGUGCGCUUGUGAUUACUACUCGCCUUCCGUUUGACGUACGACAAAGUAAGGGCGCCAUGGCUGUUAUCUGUUUUGGUUCUGUGACUUUGCUCGGUGUCCUUUGCGACUUUUACAAUUUCAUGUGUUCAGAUCUUAAGAAUGGUUCUCGACACAGUGAAGAGAAUCGUACAGCUCCUGUGGGAUAGCAAAUGCUUCGUUUAUUUCAGAAGUUUUGUUGACAAUAAACAUGGCACUUUGCAAUAAGGCAAAUAA